Molecule: messenger RNA, 2742 nt
Organism: Microcebus murinus (gray mouse lemur)
Lineage: Eukaryota; Metazoa; Chordata; Mammalia; Primates; Cheirogaleidae
Source: RefSeq, a predicted model, not a curated record
UCCGAGCGAGCAGGUGGGAUGGCGUCCGACCGUAGAGGUCCAGGGCCAAGCAGGCUGGUUUGAUGGGCGGGCAGAGAAGGGGCACGCAGGAGCAGAUGCCGCUGACCUUCCAGGAUGUGGCCGUGUACUUCUCUCAGGCGGAGGGGCAGCAGCUGGGCCCCCAGCAGCGGGCGCUGUACAGGGAUGUGAUGCUGGAGAACUACGGGAACGUGGCCUCCCUGGGAUUCCCUGUCCCUAAGCCGGAACUGAUUUCCCAGCUGGAGCAAGGGGAGGAGCUGUGGGUCGUGGAUCUUCUGGGAGCUAAGGAACCAGAGGUCUUGAGAAGCUGCCAGAAAGAUUCUGAAAUUGGGACUGAGAAGAAACUAUCCAUUCUAAACCAGAAAUGUUCUGAAGAAGUAAAAACUCCAGAAUUUAUAUCAAGAAGAUUCUUAAGGGGUAAUCCACAGGCAUCUGAUUUUCAGGAAGCUUGGGACCAGGAGCAUAAACUAGAAGAGCACCUGGCAAAUGCUGUUGGGCAGAAUUUGAAGAAACUUCAUCUUUACAAAAGAGUUUUUAUAAAAGAAACUGCUGUGGAUAAGGAAAGCUCUCCAGGAGAAGAAAACCAGAAGUGUAGUGCAUUUGAUAGAAAUUUGAAUCUGAACCAAAGUGUUGUUAGACUUCAAAGAAAUAAAACAGGAGAGAGAGUCUUUAAAUGUGAUAUAUGCAACAAAACCUUCAAAUAUAAUUCAGACCUAAAUAGGCAUCAAAGAAGUCACACAGGGGAAAAGCCUUAUGAAUGUGGCCAGUGUGGCCGAGCCUUUACUCACAGCUCAAGCCUUAUUCUGCACCAUCGAGUUCACACUGGAAAUAAACCAUUCAAAUGUGAUGAAUGUGGGAAGACUUUUGGGCUCAAUUCCCACCUCCUUCUCCAUCAGAGAAUUCACACUGGAGAGAAACCUUUUGGGUGUAGUGAAUGUGGGAAGGCCUUCAGUAGAAGCUCAACUCUUAUUCAACAUCGUAUAAUUCACACAGGAGAGAAACCUUAUAAAUGUAAUGAAUGUGGGAAAGCCUUCACCCAGAGUCCCCAGUUAACUCAGCAUCAGAGAAUUCACACUGGAGAGAGGCCCCAUGAAUGCAAUCAAUGUGGGAAGGCCUUUAGUCGGAGUUCAAGCCUUAUUCAGCAUCAGAGAAUUCACACUGGAGAGAAGCCCCAUAAAUGCAAUCAAUGUGGGAAAGCCUUCAGUCAAAGCUCAAGCCUUUUUCUCCAUCAUAGGGUUCAUACUGGAGAGAAACCCUAUGUAUGUAAUGAAUGUGGCAGAGCCUUUGGUUUCAACUCUCACCUCACGGAACAUGUAAGGAUUCACACUGGAGAGAAACCCUAUGUUUGUAAUGACUGUGGCAAAGCCUUUAGUCGGAGUUCUACUCUUGUUCAGCAUCGAAGAGUUCACACUGGGGAGAAGCCUUAUAAGUGUGUUGAAUGUGGGAAGGCCUUUAGCCAGAGCUCUCAGCUCACCCUACACCAGCGAGUUCACACUGGAGAGAAACCCUACAAAUGUGGUGAUUGUGGAAAGGCCUUUAGCCGGAGGUCAACCCUUACUCAGCAUGAGAGAAUUCACAAUGGAAAGAACCCUCGUAAAUGCAGAAAAUGUGGUCCAGCUUUUGUUCAUGGCUCUGGCCUUAUACCAGAUGGACAGAUUCUCCCUAGAGAGAAAUGUGGCAGAGACUUCAAACAUGGUGCAAACUUUGUUCUGCACUGGAUAAUUCACACUGGUGAGAAAUCUUUUGGAUGUAAAGAAUGUGGAAAAACUUUCAGUCCCACCUCACAACCCAUUGAAGAUCAGAAAAUCCAUGCUGAGCAAAAACCCUACAAAUAUCAAGAAUGUGGAAAAGCCUUUGGUGGGGGUUCUACCCUUAUUCAACAUCAGGUCACUCAUACUGUUGAGAAACCUUAUCAUCCCCCUGUGUGUAGGAAAGCCUUCAUCCAGAGUUUGCAACUCACACCAAAUCAGCGAACUCAUGUUGAAGAGAGGCCUCCUUUAAAUGAUGGAUCUGAAAAAUACUUUAUUCAUAUCAAAAAGAUUUUCUAAGAAUCACAUUUUUCAUAUGAUAAAUGUGGGAAACAAUUUAGCAAUUGUUCAUCUUAUUUUGGAUAGGAUGGCAUAAUAAAAGUUAAGUGAGGUCUAAAUAUUACAGGCAAACCAAAAUAAACAUUUCAUAUGACUAUUAAAGUCAUUAUGUUUGAAAGUAAACGAGAGAAUUCAUUCUGGAAAAUAAGGCUAUCUGUGUUAAGGUUGUGGUUGUUCUCAAGAGGUGAGCCAUGUGAUGCUACAUUCAAAUAUGAAUGGAGGGCAUGAAAAGUCAGCCCACCUGAUUCUGAAUCUACCCUACAUGAUUUCCCUCCAGUCUUAUCUCUUCUUUUCCUAUCUAAGCCUGGGCUUCUAUGUGAGUAUUUCCAGUUUCAGUCCUGCACACCUGCCUCCAGGUGUAGCACAGAGAACUUUGGCCAGUCAGGCAGACUCAAACCUUAUUCCAUCAGAUGUCUGGCCCAUCUCCCCCACAAAGCUACAUAGUAACUGCAGGUGGAGUUCCCUCCUCACUUGGAGCCCCAGUUUUUGCAUUUGUAAAAUGAAAGUUGUUUUGUUUUUUAGUUUUUAAGGAAUUGUCCAUUUCAUCAGAGGAGGGACAUCAGGAGCCAGUAAAGGAGGGGGCUGCCAAGUAGCUCCACUUUUGAAAACGUAAUUACUAAUAAAGUUUUUUUUUUAA